Syngnathus typhle (broad-nosed pipefish) is the source of this 2257-nucleotide messenger RNA. RefSeq names its product pyruvate dehydrogenase kinase, isozyme 1 (gene pdk1). Bases 291 to 1514 code for a protein of 407 amino acids. Gene Ontology annotation, molecular function: pyruvate dehydrogenase (acetyl-transferring) kinase activity. Lineage: Eukaryota; Metazoa; Chordata; Actinopteri; Syngnathiformes; Syngnathidae. The record is from RefSeq and is a predicted model, not a curated record. The transcript has 10 exons. Gene Ontology annotation, cellular component: mitochondrion. Gene Ontology annotation, biological process: regulation of glucose metabolic process; protein phosphorylation.
CGCCACUUGGUAUCUUUGGGACGUUAGCUGCGUACAUACGCACUAUUAACGUGUAGAUUUCCAUGUCUCCCUCAAGUAAUUACUUAUUAAAUGCGAAACUCGAGUCAUAAACAGGGACUAUGAGGCGUGCUCACAUUUCACCAAACGACACGACAGCCAUUUUAAGAUGUUGCUUUCCACAGUAUUUUUGUGACAGUAUCUCGCUAGCAAUGUAGUGAAUGCAGGUAGAUUAGCACACUGUUAGCCGACUCUACUGCGAGGCCCCGGACGGACGACACUGAAGGACAACAAUGAGACUUUUAAGGUUUUUGCGGAGCAGUGUGUCCAUAGGGAAGGACAUUGACUAUUAUUCCAAAUUCUCACCCUCCCCUUUGUCUAUGAAGCAGUUUCUGGAUUUUGGUUCCGAAAAUGCUUGUGAGAAAACGUCCUUCACCUUCCUCAGGCAUGAGUUACCUGUGAGGCUGGCAAAUAUCAUGAAGGAGAUCAACUUGUUGCCAGAUAACUUGCUAAGAACACCAUCUGUGCGUCUGGUUCAGAGCUGGUAUGUUCAAAGUCUCCAGGAGAUCCUCGAGUUUAAAGAGAAAAAUGCAGAAGAUGACAAAGUCACAUAUGAUUUCACAGAUGCGGUGAUUAAGAUCCGGAAUCGUCACAACGACGUCAUCCCGACCAUGGCUCAGGGUCUCGUGGAGUACAAAGACACGUACGGUACCGACCCAGUGGUUAGCCAGAACGUGCAGUAUUUUCUGGACCGGUUCUACAUGAGCAGGAUUUCAAUUCGCAUGCUGCUCAACCAGCAUACGCUCCUUUUUGGUGGCAAAGUGAAGGUCAAUCCAGCACACCCCAAACAAAUUGGCAGCAUUGAUCCACACUGUCGAGUGAGUGAGGUUAUAAAAGAUGCCUAUGAAAAUGCAAGAAACCUAUGUGACAGAUAUUACAUGAACUCUCCUGAGCUCACACUAGAGGAAUACAAUGUCAAAGAUCAGGGGAAACCCAUCUCGAUGGUCUACGUUCCAUCCCACUUGUACCACAUGGUGUUUGAACUGUUCAAGAAUGCCAUGCGUGCCACCAUGGAGCUGUAUGGAGACUCCAUGGAUCAUCCUCCGGUUCGCGUUCAGGUUGGUCUGGGAACUGAAGAUCUGACAGUCAAGGUGAGCGAUCGCGGAGGAGGCGUUCCCCUGCGUAAGAUCGACAGGCUCUUCACGUACACGUACUCCACGGCUCCGCCACCGAGCAUCGACGGGUCCCGUGCUGCUCCUCUGGCCGGUUAUGGAUACGGCUUACCCAUCACUCGACUUUAUGCCCGCUACUUCCAAGGAGACCUCAAGCUGUACUCUCUCGAGGGCUAUGGGACUGACGCGGUCGUUUACAUCCGGGCGCUGUCCACAGAGUCCAUCGAGAGGCUGCCGGUGUACAACAAGUCGGCGUGGAAACACUACAAAACGAUACACGAGGCCGAUGACUGGUGCAUUCCCAGUCGGGAGCCUAAGGACAUGACUACCUUUCGGCGGUUCUAGAAGAGAGCUGAGUGCUAUCCUUAGCCAAGUGUCUUGAUAUAAAGUGCGCCCCCCCCCCCCCGUAAUAAUCAAGGUUAUCAAAAUAAUUCCCAAAUGGUUUUAAAGCUGUUUAAGUAUUUAUUUGAUAUCAAGGAUACGUAUCCCUGAUAACAGAAUGAGCGCACAAACCUAAAUCUGGAGAUCAAGGAUAUCGAACAUAUGCUCGAACUGGUUUUCCUAAGUUUGUGUCUUAUGUGCAAUUUCAGAUUUUAUUUUUACAGUCAGAAUCAUGUCAUUUCAGAGAACCUUUUUUUUUACGUUUUUGAUUAUUUUAAUUUGUUCAUUUUAAUUGACUAUAACCUUUUUUUUUUAUUUCAUUGUUACAUUUUAGGUAACAGAUCUCUGACAUGUUACGGUGGUUGGUUAUGUUAAAAACUAGAAUCUAUGCAGGGUUCAAAGAUUUUCUGUUAUGUUCAACACUAAAUGUGUCAUUGAGUUACCAAUGUCUCCCCCUUUCCAUGUUUUCGCUGUUACAAAAAGUUGGUACGACAUGUUUUUAAUCAACAUUGUGGUUUUAGACGUCCACUUGGUUUUGCUGCUUUUGCUUUAUACUUUUUUUUCAAAGCAAUGUGUUUCAACUCCAGAGUUUCCAUGUGUCCUCUCUUUGAAGCUGGCAACAAAACCUUAAAAGCUGGUGUAAACAAAUAGGAUACAUGCAUUUACUUUUAAAUGUUACAAGUAAUAAAGUGCAGUUUUUUCCCCCA